Meriones unguiculatus (Mongolian gerbil) is the source of this 8345-nucleotide messenger RNA. It is a transcript of the gene Elfn2, whose product is annotated as extracellular leucine rich repeat and fibronectin type III domain containing 2. Gene Ontology annotation, cellular component: plasma membrane. Lineage: Eukaryota; Metazoa; Chordata; Mammalia; Rodentia; Muridae. The coding region runs from base 3049 to 5520 and encodes 823 amino acids. Gene Ontology annotation, molecular function: protein binding. The record is from RefSeq and is a predicted model, not a curated record. The transcript is spliced from 2 exons.
GGCUCAGGAACAGCAUCAACAAAGACCUGGAAGACAUGGAGGCGGGGGUGGGGGGUGGCUGGGCAUCCCAGAAGCUCUGAGGGGCUAGAGAAGGACAGGGUAGGGUGUGAGCUCAGAGAAGGUGAGAGGGUUUGAGUCUGUGAGUUCUGUUUGGGGCAGUGGCAGCCACGAUGGGCUGUUGAGGUUGUGUCUCACCCUUCUCCUCCCCGUCCUUGGAGCACCCAUAGAGCCAGUGGCCACGUAGUUGACAUCUGUGACAUCUGUGUGGUGCUGGGUAUGUCACCGUUAGUCCUUACCGCUGCCCCCGGAGGUGGGUAUUUGUGGGCCUAGGUCACAGGGUAGCACCUCAGGCCCAGAGAGGGAAGCUCCCUGUCCAAGGUAAUGAUCCGACCCAACCCGAACCCACCUAUACUCCUAAGCACCAUCUCUUGUUGAGGGUGUCCUGCCCUCUGUGUGGCUUCCCCACCCUGUCUACCCCAGUGCCCCAAUGUAUUCCCCGAGAGCCACGGCAGGGAGGCACCCAGAUGCCGCUAGUCAGACCGUGGGCUCGGCAGCAUUCCUUAGAGACCAGCAUAGAGGUGGUCUCCUUCUCAUCUCACCUGGGUAGACUGAGGUUCAGGUCCAAGGUUAGACUCAAGGAGUGCCAGCCUGGGCUGGGACCGUGUCUCCUUAGCAGCAGCUGAGGCUUUGGGGAUUGUUGAACUGCCCCACCCUGACCGUGGAGAAGCUGUUUCCCUAAAGCCUCAGUCGAGAGCGCAAGGGGCUCAGGCCUUGGGUCUGGGUUCAAGUCCGGGUGUUUGCCUCGCAUGACUGUGUGACGGUGAGACACCAUUAGCCACUCUGAGCCUCGGUUUCUUUAUCGUUUGGGGGGAGGGCUGCGUUUCCUAUCUGGUGAGCAGCGGUAGAUAGUUAGAGAACACCUAUGGAGGCCUGGUGCCGGCCGGGCGAACUGGGCCUUCCUGGGAGAGCUGAGUCUGAGUGUCAGUUAGGAUUCUGAUAGAGAUGGAGAAGGACAAAGCCCAGGGGCUGUAGGGGCCCACAGAGGGCACCCUAGCCAGGUGAGGAGAGCAGGUUCCAGCCCCCAAAGGGCCACAGGGGCUGGGUCCUGGGUGUGCUGGAAUUUCCCCGGAUGAGCCAGGAGCCAGGGAAGCCUUUACCGUUAGGGGAGGCCACGCUCAGAUUUAUGUUCUAGCAAGUUCUCCUUUUGCCAGGUGGAGGGCAGAUGUGAUGAGUUGGCAAGCUUGGGGGCAGGCGCAGCGAGGCUGCUGAAGGAGCAGAACACAGCUGGACCAGUGGGGAUGCUGGGCGUGGAGAUCCCUUACAACAGGGAACUAGAGAGAAGCUAGACAGGGUGUGAGGGGUGAGGGCUCGGGGGGGUGUUCUUCCAGGUGCCAGGGAGGGGACAGGCAGCUGGGACAGGGCUGUUGGAGGUGGGUAGAUGAUGAUGGAGACCGCAAAGUAUCUUCUAGGAACCACAGAGAUGGCCAAAAUGUGCCCUGGGACAGGAGACAGGCUGGAGAGGAGCCGUGAGGUGGGGUGGCACCCCAGGAAGGCUUCUGAGGAACAGGGACAUAGCGGGGGGGGCCGGGGGGAAAGCCAGCCAUGCUGCUCCUCAGACUGGGCUGGCUGUGUUUCCACAGAGGGAGGCAUAAGUGGGUGUCAGAUCAUGGGUGGCAGGAGGGUCAGGGAAGACAGAGCCCUUAGCUCAGCCCUGGGAAGGGGAGGGGUUUGGGACAGGAGUAAAAUAUUUGCAUGCGUAACAAGGCUGGGGUGAGGGAGAGAGAGAAAGGGGGAGAGAGAUGAAAGGAAAUUACCAUACAUCAGGAUCUUGUUAUUCAACCUAAUUUUCAAAGGGGCACAGCUGUCGCGCUGAGAUAAUCCGUUAAUUAUAACAGCCAUUGUGCUUUGGCAAUGGGAGAGAAACCGAGGCUGGGUACAGGCUUGAAGGCUGGGGAUGGGAAAUGGCCUUUGAGGGUACAGGACCUCAGAGAGGGGCCAGGGAGAGAGGCAGAGUGGGGUGCUGGGCUCUUGGGACCAGAGGGAAGAGCAGGUCAGGGACCAGGUCGAAGCCUCUGCAUGGCCACUGUCAGCAUGGAGGUGAUGAGGCCAACUGCUUGCCAGUUGGUGCUGUGCUCCUGGAGCCAGUCUUUAGAACCCUCCGGAGCAGUUAACUUUAUUGAGCAGUUACUAUGUGCCAGACCCUGCUUCCUCUCUAGCUGUUCCCUGCAGCGAGAGCCCUUCCCGUCUCAUUUCUUUUCAGAAGAGGAAACACCCAGGAAGGUAGCUUGACAGGGCCACCGAGUGAGGUAGCUGGCAGAGCCCCGUGUAGUCAGAGUAUGGCCCUGAACUUCCAGGAUAGCCUGAGAGACAGGUCCCACCGAGUGGGCAGACACAGGAGCGUCCAUGAUUUAAGGCACGUCAUCACCCAGUGGUCACGGGUGGCCCUCCCCCAGUGGCGUUUCCGGGGCCCUGGGUGUGGACAGAGCCUCCUUGUUCUCUGGGCUGCAGCUGCAGGCCCCCUGCGGCCUUCAAGGCAGCCUUCAGUCUGGCCCCCAAUCCCCGGAGCAUCUACCAUCAGGGCCAGGAGAGGGCGUUCCACACCAUCUCUGGUGGCACCCAUGCUGGCCUUUGUGACCACCUGCUUGGAGGAACAGAUGGGUUUCUUCCUGUCUCCACCUUGCUCACCAUCCCUCAGCGUUGCACUCCUGGCUCCUGUGGGAACUGCCUGAAAUUCUGAGCCUGGAACCCAAGGGGAAGGAGGAGGAGAGGGAGGAAAAGGAAGAAGUCGAAAGCCUGAGAACCUGAAUACCUUUCCAUCGGGAACCUGGAAUCACAACAACGCCCAGCGCCUGCUUGUGGCCCUUCAGAAGAGCAGGCCCCAGCUGUGUCUCACUAGCCCAGGGACCCCGUGCUGGAGAGCACCCCCAAGAUGGUGGCGGCUCCCAGGAGGACUGUGCCACCGGCCCAGGGUCCCUCUGGCUGCUAGGCCCCUCCGUGCUCCCGGCCCUUGACGCCAGCUGGGCCUGUAAGGGGGCCGAAGCCCGGGCCAUGCUGCGCCUGGGGCUGUGCGCGGCGGCGCUCCUGUGCGUGUGCCAGCCGGGGGCUGUGCACGCCGACUGCUGGCUUAUCGAGGGGGACAAGGGCUACGUGUGGCUGGCCAUCUGCAGCCAGAACCAGCCUCCCUACGAGACCAUCCCCCAGCACAUUAACAGCACCGUGCACGACCUGAGGCUCAAUGAGAACAAGCUCAAGGCCGUGCUGUAUUCCUCGCUCAAUCGCUUCGGGAACCUCACGGACCUCAACCUCACCAAGAACGAGAUCUCCUACAUCGAGGACGGUGCCUUCCUGGGCCAGACGAGCCUGCAGGUCCUGCAGCUGGGCUACAACCGCCUCAGCAACCUGACCGAGGGCAUGCUCCGAGGCAUGAGCCGGCUGCAGUUCCUCUUUGUCCAGCACAACCUCAUCGAGGUGGUGACGCCCACCGCCUUCUCGGAGUGCCCCAGCCUCAUCAGCAUCGACCUGUCCUCCAACCGCCUCAGCCGCCUGGACGGCGCCACCUUCGCCAGCCUGGCCAGCCUGAUGGUGUGCGAGCUGGCCGGCAACCCCUUCAACUGUGAGUGUGACCUCUUCGGCUUCCUCGCCUGGCUCGUGGUCUUCAACAACGUCACCAAGAACUACGACCGCCUGCAGUGCGAGUCGCCCAGGGAGUUCGCCGGGUACCCGCUGCUCGUGCCCCGGCCUUACCACAGCCUCAACGCCAUCACCGUCCUGCAGGCCAAGUGCCGCAACGGCUCCAUGCCCGCCCGGCCCGUGAGCCACCCCACCCCCUAUUCCACCGACGCCCAGAGGGAACCUGACGAGAACUCGGGCUUCAAUCCCGACGAGAUUCUCUCGGUGGAGCCGCCCGCCUCCUCCACCACGGACGCCACGGCGGGGCCGGCCAUCAAGCUGCACCAGGUCGCCUUCACCUCGGCCACCUUGAUCGUCAUCAUCCCGCACCCUUACAGCAAAAUGUACGUCCUGGUACAGUACAACAACAGCUACAUCUCCGACGUCAUGACGCUCAAGAACAAGAAGGAGAUCGUGACGCUCGACAGGCUGCGGGCCCACACCGAGUACACCUUUUGCAUCGCGUCGCUGCGCAACAACCGCCGCUUCAACCACACCUGCCUGACCUUUACCACCCGGGACCCUGUGCCCGGGGACAUGGCCCCCAGCACCUCCACCACCACGCACUACAUCAUGACCAUCCUGGGCUGCCUGUUUGGCAUGGUCAUCGUGCUGGGGGCCGUCUACUACUGCCUGCGCAAGAGGCGCGUGCAGGAGGAGAAGCAGAAGUCCGUCAACGUCAAGAAGACCAUCUUGGAGAUGCGCUACGGCGCCGACGUGGAGGCCGGGUCCAUCGUGCACGCCGCGGCGCAGAAGCUCGGGGAGCCGCCCGUGCUCCCCGUGGCACGCAUGUCCUCCAUCCCCUCCAUCAUCGGGGAGAAGCUGCCCGCUGCCAAGGGGCUGGAGGCCGGCCUCGAGACACCCAAGGUGGCUACCAAAGGCAACUAUAUCGAGGUGCGCACGGGGGCUGCCGCGGGGGACGGCCUGGCCCGGCCGGAGGAUGAGCUCCCGGACAUCGAGAACGGCCAGGGCUCAGCUGCCGAGAUCUCUACCAUUGCCAAGGAGGUGGACAAGGUCAACCAGAUCAUUAACAACUGCAUCGACGCCCUCAAGCUGGACUCGGCCUCCUUCCUGGGGAGUGGCAGCGGCGGCGGUGGGGACUCCGACCUGGCCUUCGAGUGCCAGUCCCUUCCUGCGGCUCCUGCCGCUUCCACGGCUGCCACUCCCGGGGCGCUGGAGCGGCCCAGCUUCCUGUCGCCCCCCUACAAGGAGAGCUCCCACCACCCGCUGCAGCGCCAGCUGAGCGCCGAUGCCGCAGUGAGCCGCAAGACUUGCAGCGUGUCGUCCAGCGGCUCCAUCAAGAGCGCCAAGGUCUUCAGCCUGGACGUGCCGGACCACCCGACCCCCACGGGACUGGCCAAGGGCGACUCCAAGUACAUUGAGAAAGGCAGCCCCCUCAACAGCCCGCUCGACCGGCUUCCCCUGGUGCCCACAGGCAGCAGCGGUAGCAGCGGUGGGGGGGGCGGCAUUCACCACCUGGAGGUGAAGCCGGCCUACCACUGCAGCGAGCACCGGCACAGCUUCCCCGCUCUCUAUUACGAGGAGGGCUCUGACAGCCUGAGCCAGCGCGUGUCCUUCCUUAAGCCGCUGACCCGCUCCAAGCGUGACUCCACCUAUUCGCAGCUCUCCCCCAGACAUUACUACUCAGGGUACUCGUCCAGCCCCGAGUACUCGUCCGAGAGCACACAUAAGAUCUGGGAGCGCUUCCGGCCCUACAAGAAGCACCAUCGUGAGGAGGUAUACAUGGCCGCUGGCCAUGCCCUGCGCAAGAAGGUCCAGUUUGCCAAGGAUGAGGACCUGCAUGACAUCCUUGAUUACUGGAAGGGGGUCUCAGCCCAGCAGAAGCUGUGACCCUUUUCUCCCCCACCGGUGAGGUGACGGGGAGGGCAGGGGCACCCCGGGGGGGGGAGGUCCCCCCCUCAGGGUGGCUGGGAGGCGGGGGACAAGGCCAAGGGGCCCAGGCUGAGGGUCCCGGGGCCUAGGAGUGGACGCACAUGCAUACCCGCACGCACGCACCCACACACACACUUGACCAUCACCUGACUGUGAAACAACCAACACCCAACAAUAACGGACAGGAAAACAAGCAUUUUCCUUAAAGUUUACAACCUGCUACCGAAACCAGUUGUCUCUACUGUGCUGCCCAAGGGACUCGCUGGGCUGGGGCUUAAAGGGGCCAGAGAGGGCGGGGGGGGGGCCUGGGACUCAGGAGGGUUUGGUGGCAAGAGAGAUUGGAGUGGAAGCAAACGGUGGCCCUCUUGUUCAGGGAGGGUAUCCUCCCAGCUGGGGGGACGGACGUUCCCCUUGAAGACCUAACAACAUGUGGACAUUGGGGUAUCCUCUCCUCCCACCUUAUCGAUGGCCCAGAGAGAGGAAAAGAAGCCCCAGGGGUCUCACCCAACAGGUUACAGCUGUUGCCCAGCUUCCUAGCCCAGUGCUGGCCCCGCCUCCGGCUGCUCCUCUGGACCCCACUCCCUCCACCCACCACCCCUUCCAAAGUUGUGGUCUCAGGGGUCUAGGGACUGAAGCAGGCAGGUGCUUUUCUUCUCUAGAAAGUCCAUGGGCACCCACAAGGUGAAAAGGCUAAUGUCCCUAGCCCUGGAUGACCGGGAGUGAGGAAUAUCCUGCUGACCGGAGAGAAGAGGCAAAGGGUGCCACCAGCCCCCUUCAAGUGUCUUCCAAGUAGUCCCAGGGAGCUGCCUGGGGGGUGGGGGGGUGGGCAGACCUGCUCCCCACUGCUCUCUCAGGUCCCCGUGCCACAGCCCCUGGUUUCUCUGGGUCUCCGGGACCCCUACCCACCGUAGAGAGACAACAGCAAAGGUCAAGGCCUGGGACCAGUAGAGAGGUGAUGCAGAAUGUGGGGGUUCCCCCCCAUACCCCCACUUGCCUGGCCCCUGCUGGGUGCAGCAUCUGCCCGGGAGGGCAGCAUAUGCCUCACCCCACCCUGUCUCACCCCCUUGGCUAGAGGGGCUCCCAUGUUUCCACGGACAUGGCCACAGUCCUCUCUCUCUGACCCGCUCCCAACACCACUCAAAGCACAAACAGUGAGGUGCCCCUUAAUGCCCUGGUCAAGGAGCAGGCUGGGUUCCUGGCCCCUCCCCUUUUCUAGCUAGUCUGUUGCCACGGCAACCCAGUGCCUGGCAGUUGGUGCCCAGAACGACCAACUGACCAACCGUUGGGCUCUGGAGUUCUCUCAGUGUAGGUGGCAGCAGAAGGUGGUUAAGGAGGCCUGGCUAGGCAGCAGCUUUCUCAAGAGCCAGGAGCUUCCGGGACAACUCUGGAGGCCAUUCUGGAGUCCUCAGACUAGGCUAAGGCAUUGUCCUUUGUCUCUGAGUGGGCAGUGGGCCUAUGGGGCAUUGGGAUAGCUGUACUGGGCAGGUGUGCUCCCAGCCCAUGGGCCCUUUGACUUCAAAUUUGAGCUAUGGAGGAGCCUUCUCGGCUCUACCCCACUCCUUCCAGAGACCCCCUCAUUCCUGUUGCUCUUUUGGCCUUCUUGAGAUGGGAAAGUGUGACUCUGGAAUGAAGGCGUGGAUGGGGUGGCAUCUCACCUGACCUGUGAGGGCUCUGACCGGGAAAAGCUCUGGCUCUUCUUGGGGGCGGGGUACAGGGAAGGAACGGGAUGGGGAGACUUGACGAACGUCUCUUAUCACAUCGACUUUGGGGUGGGCUGAGCCCAGGGCUCACUCAGGGGUGACAUUUGCAAAAAACAAAAAAAACAACAACAAAACAAAAACAAAAAACAAAAAGACUGUUCCGGGCAGAGGAUGAGACUGGCCAGCUUGGAUGUGAAGAGCAGAGCUCCCCCAGCCACAAACCUGCCCUCACCCCACCCUAUACCUACCAUCCCGAGGACAGCAGGCAGGCCGAGAGGCUGGGGGCGCGAGCAAGCUGACCCCUGUUAUCUUUGCAUGAUGAUUUUACUGUAUUUUUUCUGAGCAAACAUCUGUCGUGUAUGUGCCAGUUUGUCCAGACUCCCCUCCUUGCCCCCAGCCCCUCCGUGUGAUCCGAGCAGCUCUUGAAACCCAGGGAGGGCCACUCUGCAGAAGAUUCAAAACAGGUGCCACCAACACAGCCCUGCCCUGUACCCUCCUCCCAUCUCUCUGGGCCUUUGGGCCCACAAGCGCUGCCUGCCCCUCCUCCAUCUCUAACCACCACCUCUUCCCCAUCUCUGUCCCGUAGCUUGUCCCUGCUUGUCCUUUUCCCUCCUCUCCACCGGGGAAGGCAGUCUCAGAAGAGUGUUCUCAAGGCCAUGUUCUUGGGGAAGGAUCUUCAUCAACCUGCUCCCAUUUGGAAAUGAAGCUGGGGGCCCUGGGGAUGGGAUACUCCGGGCGGGCUGUCUUACUGAGUAAAGAAGGCCAAGAGCUUGCAGCCUCACGGAGAGGCUUGGAGCCCUACAGGAGGAAAGUGGGCCUUGUCAUACGCAGGGAAAGUUCCCACAGUGGGCUGGGCUCUAUCCCCACUUUUUGGCCGUCAUUCCUGCUUGAAUAUGACUUAAAAAACCCUAGAUGCAGUCUGUGCCUCACGCCUUUAGUUCCAGUACUUGGGGGGGGGCGCGGAGGCAGGCAGAUCUCUGUGAGUUCAAAGCCAGCCUGGUCUACAGACCAAGUUCUAGAACAGCCAUGGUCACAUCGAAAUACCCUGUCACAAAAAAAAAAAAAAAAAAACAAAAACAAAAA